AUGGAACAAAUAUCUAAUAUAUUGGAACACGUAUGUACUAUUUUCACUGUAAAUACUCCCGGUUGUCAUUGCUUCCUUAAAAUUUUUUUGAAUGCGAAAGGAAUUAGGCGCGACUCACUUAGUGCAUAUCUGACUUCUAAAAGGGAAAUAAUAAUAAAUGCAAGAACCGAAACAAGCAAAACAGAUGAAAUCAUUUGUCGUGAAGUUCAAAAUAAGCUUACUGUGCCUCAGAAUGUGAUGGCUGAAAACUCUAAAAUCAUGUUAUUACGAAAUGGUCUCCUUCUAAUUGAUAUUCCAUAUAUGUCUUUUGAUUUAAGCAAACCAAAACAAAGUAAAGAAUGUGAUGGUAUAACAUUACAGGAAUGCAAAAGUUCUGUUCCAAAUGAGCCUAAUAUCGAACUGGAUAAUGGUGAAAAAUUACAAACACAACAUCUUGAUCGACAUAAAACUAUUCGCGAAGGGAAUAAACUCAUUUUCGUGAUCCCCUUAGACAAAAAUUUCAAGGAAGAGAAUAUAAAGGUUACUGUUGUACAACGUUCAGUAUGCAUAACAAUUACUAACCUUGAUUAUUCAAUAGUGAAACAUAACUCUAAUAAAUCUGAUUCCAAACAUCUUGUCCAAAGAACAUAUUAUAAAGAAUAUGAGGCUUCUGAUUGUAUUCCUGAUCCUGAAUCAAUUAAUUUUUAUGUUGAUAAUAAUCGUCUUAUUGUUAAUUUAAACAUAACCAAAACGUCACAACAAUCUCAGAUAACAUGAAAAUUCCUCUUAUACAGAACCUCA
Schistosoma curassoni is the source of this 780-nucleotide messenger RNA. The record is from the annotation of a GenBank genome assembly. Lineage: Eukaryota; Metazoa; Platyhelminthes; Trematoda; Strigeidida; Schistosomatidae.